Rhododendron vialii is the source of this 2305-nucleotide messenger RNA. RefSeq names its product probable inactive purple acid phosphatase 27. The coding region runs from base 189 to 2069 and encodes 626 amino acids. The transcript has 12 exons. Gene Ontology annotation, molecular function: metal ion binding; acid phosphatase activity. The record is from RefSeq and is a predicted model, not a curated record. NCBI's taxonomy places the organism in Eukaryota, Viridiplantae, Streptophyta, Magnoliopsida, Ericales, Ericaceae.
CAUGUACAAAAGUCUUUCUCUCUCAACAAAGUCUUUCUCUCUCCUCCCCCACAAGGAAACGAGUUCCAUUCCAAGUCAAAUUCCGAAUAUCUGUAGGAAUCUUUCGACAUCAGCUACUACUAAAUUCAACUACAAAAGCUCCACACGCAUCACAUGCUUGCGAAUGUGGGAACAAGUUCGAAAAAAAAAUGGACACCCACAAGCUUCUUCUUCCCAACAUCUUCUUGUUCACAUUGGUGGUGGUUGUUGUUUUGGGCUCCAAUUCAGUUUCAGGCCAUACUAAAACCGGUAACGAAAUCGGCGAGCAGGCGCUUUCGCAAAUCGCAAUCGAAAAAGCCGUUUACGCGCUCCAUGAGUCGGCCUCCGUUAGUGUUCACCCUCGUGUUCUUGGCUUGGAGGGUGAGGAUACUCAAUGGGUUACGGUGGAUUUGGAGUACUCGGAACCAUCGGAGAAUGAUUGGGUUGGUGUCUUUUCGCCAGCGACGUUCAACUCAUCAAACUGUUACGAUGCUAAUGAUUCAGAAGAACAAACUCCGGAUUUAUGCUCGGCCCCCAUAAAGUACAAAUAUGUGAAUUCCUCCAACUCUCGGUAUACAAAUACGGGCAAAGCUUCGCUAAAGUUCCAGUUGAUCAAUCAGCGGGCAGACUUCUCCUUUGCAUUAUUUACAGGCGGCUUGUCGAAUCCAAAAUUGGUGGCAGUUUCAGAGAACAUAACGUUUGCAAAUCCUAAAGUGCCCCUUUAUCCACGCCUUGCCCUAGGGAAGUCUUGGGAUGAAAUGACAGUAACCUGGACAAGUGGCUAUAAUAUAGAUGAAGCCAUCCCUUUUGUUGAGUGGGGUUUUAAAGGGGAUCUUCAAAGGCCCUCACCAGCAGGCACAUUGACAUUUCACCGGAACAGCAUGUGUGGCUCACCUGCACGGACAGUUGGCUGGCGGGAUCCUGGUUUCAUCCACACCAGUUUCUUAAAAGACCUGUGGCCAAACACCAUGUACACUUACAGGAUGGGUCAUCUAUUAUCCUCUGGUUCGUACGUCUGGAGCAAGACGUAUUCAUUCAAAUCGUCCCCAUAUCCUGGCCAAGACUCAUUGCAGCGUGUUAUAAUAUUUGGUGACAUGGGGAAGGCGGAGCGUGAUGGAUCGAAUGAGUAUAGUAAUUAUCAACCAGGUUCGCUUAACACUACAGACCAACUCAUCAAGGACCUAGAGAACAUUGACAUAGUUUUCCACAUAGGAGAUAUGACGUACUCCAAUGGAUACAUCUCACAGUGGGACCAAUUCACAUCACAGGUGGAACCCAUUGCAUCAACUGUACCAUAUAUGGUUGCAAGUGGAAAUCAUGAGCGUGAUUGGCCAAACACAGGUUCCUUCUAUGACACUAAAGACUCAGGUGGCGAAUGUGGCGUGCUAGCUGAGACCAUGUUCUAUGUUCCUGCAGAGAACAGAGCUAAGUUUUGGUACCCAACUGAUUAUGGCAUGUUCCACUUCUGCAUAGCAGACACUGAGCACGACUGGAGGGAAGGUUCUGAACAGUACAAGUUCAUCGAGAGUUGCCUCGCAUCAGCAGAUAGGCAAAAACAGCCAUGGUUGAUCUUCGCUGCUCACCGUGUUCUUGGCUAUUCUUCUGGCUUGUAUUACGGCUUGGAGGGUUCGUUUGAAGAGCCCAUGGGAAGGGAAAGCUUGCAGAAGCUCUGGCAGAAGUACAAGGUGGAUAUGGCAUUUUACGGUCACGUUCACAACUAUGAAAGAACUUGCCCCAUUUAUCAGAACCAAUGUGUGAACUCAGGAAAAUCGCACUACUCGGGCACCGUGAACGGAACUAUCCACGUUGUUGUCGGUGGAGCAGGAAGCCACUUGUCAGGGUUCAGCCAAGUAACUCCCAGUUGGAGCCUCUACAAAGAUUAUGACUUUGGAUUUGUAAAAUUGACAGCAUUUAACCACUCGUCUCUUCUGUUCGAGUACAAGAAGAGCGGAGAUGGGAAGGUCUACGAUUCGUUCACCAUCUCAAGGGACUACCGAGAUGUUUUAGCCUGCGUACACGAUGGCUGUGAAGCUACUACUUUAGCCUCUUGAACGCAAUUUUCGGUAUCUGUUGAAGGAACCCAUUGGGUGAUGUACUGUUAGAUUAUUGUCAAAUACUAUUAAAUUAAAACCGCUGCCCAGGAAAAAUCAAUUGAAUCCAUAAAUAUGUACAUGGGUAUGUUAUCCUGCUUUGGUUCCUUGUAUACUUGUAAAUGCGAAGAACUUGAUCAUCGCAUGGGAACAAUUUUGAUUCCAUCAGCAGCAAAUCAUUGCAUUAUCUGCUGAAA